AUGAACUCCAAACACAGAAGCUCAGAAGGCUGUUGGACCUGCCGCCUGCGCCGCAAGAAGUGCGACGAGGGCCGGCCGGUCUGCGCCGGGUGCGCCGCCCUCGAGAUUCACUGCCUCUACAGCGACGCCAAGCCCGAGUGGAUGGACAACGGCGACCGGCAGAAGGAGCGCGCCGACAAGCUCAAGGCCGAGGUCAAGCGCAGGGCCGCCCAGCGCCGCGAGAGGCGCUACUACCAGAGCAUCGGCAACGGCACCGAGGACAUCGAGAUGAUCACCGACUCGGACGGCGAGCAGCACGUCUCCGCCCGCCCUGCCCUUGCCGCUUCUGCCUCUGCCUCUGUCUCUACCUCCACCUCCACCUCCGCUACCCACGGCAGGGCCACCAGCGAGGCCAGCGAGGCCAGGACCUCCACCACGGCCGCCGGCUUCGUCACCGACGACUCCGGGCCCGAGUCCGGGUACACCCUGGUCACGGCGUCCGAGGCCUCCUUCUCGGGCGCCACUCCCGUCUCGUCCAACGGUGGCUACCACUCAGGCCAGACGAAACCCAGCCCCGCCUCGACCUCGGUGAGCCAGGAGAAGGACACCGAGUGGGCGCUCCCAAAGGCGUCUCUGGCCCCUCCCAGCCUCGAGCGGGAAUGGGACACGAGCUUCAUCAUGAUGUACCUCGACUACGUCUUCCCCUUUCUCUACCCCUUCUACCGCCCCACCCUCCUGAGCAACGGCCGCGGCUGGCUGCUGGUCCUCCUCAUGAACAGCAGGGCGCUCUUCCACUCGUCCCUCAGCCUGACGUCCUUCUUCUUCUCCAUGGCCAUGCGCAGCGACACGGACGCGGAGCACACGCACUGCCAGGUCGCCGUCGGCACGGAGCUGCAGAAGCAGCAGGAGCUGUCGCUGCGCGAGCUCCACUCGGCCGUCCAGGACAUCAACCGCCGCGGCAUCAGGGGCCACCUGGCCGAGAGCGCGCGCGUCAUGGCCAGCGUGAUCCAGCUGCUCGUCUUCGAGGUCACCAUCGCCGCCGGCGGCACGAGCAACAACUGGACGAUGCACCUCGACGCCGCCAUCAUGCUCUGCGACCAGCUCGUGCGCCAGAACUCGACCAUCGACGAGCCAGACCCGGGCCCCUCGUGGUGCCAGAUCAUGGGCCAGCUGUCGGACCACGGCAGCCUCGUGCCGCACAUCGCCUACAAGGUGCCCUUCAACUCGGACCAGUCGGCCCUGCGCUUCUACACGGCCGUCCUGCUGCACAUGGACGUCGUCUCGAGCACGGCGCUCGACCGCCCGCCGCGCCUCGCCAAGUUCCACGCCCACCUGCUGACUGAGACCGAGCCCGGCUGCGGCGACCCGCGCCUGCGCCUCGACGAGUUCGUCGGCGUCGAGAACUGGGUCGUCCUGGCGCUCGGCCAGAUCUCGGCCCUGGCCGCCUGGAAGCGCGACAUGGCCGCCCAGCGCCGCCUCUCGCUGCUCGAGCUCGUCGGCCGCGCCGCCCCCAUCGAGCGCGAGCUGCGCGCCCGCCUCGCCUACGCCGCGCAGCAGUCGGCCGCCGACCUGGCCGCCGAGUCCCUGGCGCGGACCUCGCUGUCCGCGGGGCCGGGCUUCCCCUUCACGCCCGCCGCGGGCCUGCCGCAGCAGCGCAUGCCGCCCGUGUCCAGCAUCAGCCGCAUCUGGGGCCAGGCCGCGCUGACGUACCUCCUCGUCGUCAUCUCCGGCUGGCAGCCGCAGGCCGCCGACGUGCGCGAGAGCGUGGGCCAGGCCCGCAGCCUGCUGCAGGAGAUCCCCUCGCCGCACUGCCUGCGCACCGUCGCGUGGCCGCUCUGCGUCGUGGGCUGCCUGGCGACCCGGGAGGAGGAGGGCGCGUUCCGGGACCUCGUGGCCGCCGUGGGCAGGCUCGACGUGUACGGCCUGCUGAGGGAGGCGCUGGCCAUCAUGGAGGCCGUGUGGGCCCGGAGGGACGAGAUCGAGGCCCAGGGCGGGGGCGGCGCCGACUGGGACUUUGUCAAGUGCUUCAAUGUCCUCGGGCGCAAGGUGCUCAUGGUGUGA
Molecule: messenger RNA, 2040 nt
Organism: Thyridium curvatum
Lineage: Eukaryota; Fungi; Ascomycota; Sordariomycetes; Thyridiales; Thyridiaceae
Exons: 1
Coding region: 1-2040 (679 amino acids)
Biological process (GO): positive regulation of transcription by RNA polymerase II
Cellular component (GO): nucleus
Molecular function (GO): transcription cis-regulatory region binding; DNA-binding transcription factor activity, RNA polymerase II-specific; zinc ion binding
Source: RefSeq, a predicted model, not a curated record